AUGUUUGAGGCCAAGCUCGCCAAUGCUGCCCUGCUCAAGAAGAUCAUCGACUCUAUCAAGGACUUGGUCACCGACGCGCCCUUCGACUGCUCCGAACAAGCUGUUUGUUUGCAGGCCAUGGACAGCUCCCACGUUGCCCUAGUUUCCCUGAAGAUGGAGGUCGGCCUCUUCGACACGUACCGCUGCGAUCGAACGGUCAACCUGGGCCUAUCGCUCGCCAACAUGGCCAAGGCGCUGAAGUGCGCGAACAACGACGACACUUGCGAGAUGAAGUUUGAUGACAGCGACGCCGACACGGUCACUUUCACCUUCUGCGACACCAAGCGGGACAAGACUCAGGAUGUUACAAUGAAGAUGAUGGACAUCGACGGCGAGCACCUGGGCAUCCCGGAUCAAGAUUACGCCGUCGUCUGCUCGAUGCCUUCAAGCGAAUUCCGCAAGACGUGCAGCGAUCUCGCCAUGUUCUCCGACACGCUCGUCAUCACCGCAACAAAGGCUGGGAUCGUCUUCUCGGGCAAGGGCGACGGUGGCUCUUCCGUCAUUACCUACAGCCAGUCAAAAGACGCCGACAAUGGAGAUCAAGUCACUCUGAAGAUCGACGACCCGGUCAACGUCUCCUUUUCGAUCAAGUACAUGAACCAGUUCACGAAGGCCUCAUCUCUCAGCGACCGCGUCACGAUUUCGCUCUCGAAUGAUGUCCCGGUCGUAGUCGAAUACAGCAUCGAGGACAACGGUCACCUCCGCUUCUACCUGGCACCGAAAGUCGACGACGACACCAUGGACGAC
This is a messenger RNA of Mesorhabditis spiculigera, 786 nucleotides long. NCBI's taxonomy places the organism in Eukaryota, Metazoa, Nematoda, Chromadorea, Rhabditida, Rhabditidae. The record is from the annotation of a GenBank genome assembly.